This is a messenger RNA of Cannabis sativa, 1105 nucleotides long. Its product is annotated as L10-interacting MYB domain-containing protein. The record is from RefSeq and is a predicted model, not a curated record. Lineage: Eukaryota; Viridiplantae; Streptophyta; Magnoliopsida; Rosales; Cannabaceae. The coding region runs from base 312 to 914 and encodes 200 amino acids. The transcript is spliced from 4 exons.
UCAAGUUUAAAAACUGUUUUCACUUUUUAAAAACUAAAAAUAGUUUUUUAAAACUAAUUGAUAGUGUUUGGCUAAAAUUUUUAAAAAUCAUUUUUAAAAACUGGAUUAAAAAAAAAACAAAAAGCUGAAAACAUCAAAAUGAUGUUCUCUGAAUUUUUAAAAACUCAACAAAAAUUCUCAAACGAAAAAGAGAGAACGAGUUCUCUGAAUGUGUUCUCUCUAUCCUAUAGUGUAAUCAGGUUUUGAAUUGCAAUGGGCUUACUCCAGAUUUGAGUUCUAAAGAGAAGACAAGUUGACAAAUAAGAUUUGAAAUGAGUAUGACAACUGAGAAUAUAGAUGAUGAUACAUGCUUGUGGGGACCAACUAUAGAGAAAAUUUUUAUUGAUAUCAUGGUUGAUGAAGUGAAUAAGGGAAAUAUGACAAGUGGUCAGUUUAGCUCAAAGACAUGGGCAAGAAUUCUUGAGGAUUUGCAAAGUAAAAGUAAGCGAAAGUAUGUAAUGAAACAAGUUAAGCAAAAGUUUCAUAGGUUACGCACCAGGUAUCGUGAGUUUUCUGAAUUGUCGAAACAAACUGGAUUUGGUUGGAGUCGUGAAAAAGAUACUGUGACUGCUCCUGAAGAAGUAUGGCAGAAUUAUAUAAGGGCACAUCCAAGGGCAGCACAAUAUCAAAAGAAAGGAUGUGAUCAUUUUAGAUUGUUGGAACUAAUUUUUAGUAAAUCAACUGCGACUGGUUUACACCAUCGUUCUGCUGCUUCAGGUCCACCCAAUACUGAUGAUGAAAGGGAGAUGGAAAAUGAUUUAGAUCAUGUAGACAUACAACAUAUUGAUGAUAAUGAUAGUGCUAGUUGUAUAGGCUCUCGUCUUGUUGAUGAUAUCAAUGGGAAGAAAAAGAACUUGAGAGUGAAGACAACAUAGAAGGAUGGGAAACCAGUGUGUCAAGAUAUGAAGUUAAUUUGUCUGAUGAAUCUGCUGCGGCAAUGGCACGUGUUCGAGAUCGUAUUGCUCAAACUAUGUGGACGGCUUAUAAUAAUAGAAAUUAGUCAAUUAUAUUUUAAUGUUUGAUGAUACAUUCAGGAUUAAAUUUAUUUUUAUAAGGAUAUAUUGUA